Haliotis rubra (blacklip abalone) is the source of this 12938-nucleotide messenger RNA. RefSeq names its product titin-like. Gene Ontology annotation, molecular function: protein binding; protein kinase activity; ATP binding. Bases 183 to 11996 code for a protein of 3937 amino acids. The transcript is spliced from 68 exons. The record is from RefSeq and is a predicted model, not a curated record. NCBI's taxonomy places the organism in Eukaryota, Metazoa, Mollusca, Gastropoda, Lepetellida, Haliotidae. Gene Ontology annotation, biological process: protein phosphorylation.
GAUGUGACCAAGUUUGAGGCUUUGAACCUGCUGGAGGGUCGUAUGUACAUGUUCCGGGUGAUGGCAGAGAAUGCAGAGGGUCUCAGUGAACCGGCCAUGUUGCCAAGACCCAUCAUGCCAGAGAGACCUGUCGAUCUGCCGGACCUCCAGAGGACCUCCAUGAGACUGCAGUGGACCGAAGCAUGGUAUCGCUGACAUGGCGCCGACCACAGUAUGAUGGUGGCGCUGUCAUCACAGGAUACAAGAUUGAAAAGAGAGAUGGCAAGGCUGCCACCUGGGUGACAGCUGGAGAGGUUGGAGGCUUUGACCUCAUGUACGACAUCCGUGGACUUAUUGAAGGAUAUGAAUACUUCUUCCAAGUCAGCGCCAAGAACAUCAGAGGCUAUGGUCCACCAGCUGAGCUCAAACAGGCCAUUGUGCCAUCGAAGCAGAAGGGUAAACCAUCGCGUCCAGUUGGUCCACUCCAAUGCAGCGACAUCACUGACGACUCUGUGAAUCUGUCGUGGCUGCCACCCGAGAGUGAUGGAGGGUCCAGACUGACCGGCUACAUCAUAGAGAAAUCUGACAUCAGACGUCCGACAUGGCUACGAGUUGGCAAGGUUGAUCCUGAUACAACAACAAUGAAAGUAGAGAACCUCCUCGACAACGUUGGCUACUUCUUCCGUGUGAUGGCUGAGAAUGCCAUUGGAGUGGGUCAGCCUCUUGAUACUGAAUCUCCCAUCAUUCCAAAGAGUCCAUACGGUCCUCCAGGGCCCCCAACUGGACCAAUCAAAUCAAUGCAGUUGACCCGCGACUCUGCAACCUUCCAGUGGGAACCUCCAAGUCAUGAUGGUGGCUCAAAGAUUACUGGCUACAUCAUAGAGAGGCGAGAAGAUGGCAAGAAGUCCUGGAUGUAUGUUGGCCGCAAUGAUGCCGACAAUCUUUCCUUCUCGGCCACUGGACUGACUGAAAAUAUGGACUACUACUUCCGAGUGUACGCUGAGAACAAAUAUGGCCGCAGCGAUGCUCUGCAGUCAGAAAUUCCCAUUAUACCAAAGAGAGUAUUUGCUCCACCAGAGGCACCAGUGUCAUUACGGGCGGAGAACAUUGACAAGGAUUGUCUCACCCUGGUGUGGGGCCCACCAGAGGGCGAUGACAGUAUCACAGGCUACAUCGUUGAGAAGAGAGCACAAGACUCUGAAACCUGGGAACGUGUGGCACAUGUGCCAGGCAAAACUACAGCUCGUGAUAUCAUUGGUCUGCCAGAGAACCAGUCAUUCUUCUUCAGGGUAAUUGCAGAAAAUCCAGCAGGAGUUAGCUCCCCUGCUGAACUCAGACUUCCUGUUGAGCUGAAGGCAAAGAAAGAACCACCAAGUAGAAUCCCAGACUCUCCUGAAGUACUGGAGGUUGGCCCCACCCAUGUUGAGUUGACAUGGCAACCACCAGAGUCCGAUGGAGGCUCGCCUGUAACUGGCUACUUCAUUGAGAGGUCCGAUGUGACUGGCCGAUCCUGGCUGCCAAUCAACAAGGAGCCGAUUCCUGACACAAGGCAUCGUGUUGAUGGACUCCAUCCUGGGUGCACCUACGAAUUCCGCAUCAUUGCCCAGAAUGCAGUUGGACUCAGUACACCCUCUCCGCCAUCUGCUGCAGUUGUCUGCAGAGAAACAAUUGUGACGGAAGCACCAAAGUUCGUGAAGGAGUUUGGUGACCUUGACAUCCCAGUCGGUGAAGAAGCUCGCUUCGUGUGUCAAGUGACUGGAAUACCAAACCCAGAGGUCACAUGGUACAAGGACUACUGUGAAGUGUUCGGGACCCGCAAGUACUCAGUGGAGGCUGAUGACAUCACCUUCACCUUGGUUGUCCAUGAUGUGGAGCUGAAAGACAGUGGCGACAUCGAGUGCCAGGCAAAGAACAGAUACGGAAUUAUUUCCAUCAGAGCCAAGCUUAAUGUGCUGGCGCCAGCCCGUAUCGAACUUCCUCCGCGCUAUGCCGAUGGCCUCUGUAUAUCCAGCGGAGACUCCAUCAAGCUCCGUGUGCCCAUAUUUGGACUCCCUCUUCCAACUGCCACCUGGAAAAAGAAUGGGAAGGAACUCCAUGAGGGACCUCACAUUGACAUCACGACCACACCCAAACACUCGACCUUGAUCGUUCAGGAUGCUGGCAUGCGUGAUGCAGGAGAAUACACUCUUGAAGUCCAGAACAAGCUGGGCUCUGACAGCGCCACAGUUCCAAUCUCCGUUGUUGAUCGACCUGACCGCCCUGGUAAACCUGAGAUCACAAGUAUCGAUAAGCACUCGGUGAGCAUGACAUGGGAUGCCCCCAAGGAUGAUGGUGGCUCCCCCAUCACAGGCUACAUCAUUGAGAAGUGUGACAUGCAGACCGCUAUCUGGCGCCAUGCUGAUACAUCCAACACUCGGUCCUGCACCGUCACCUGUCUGGAAGACCGUGGACAGUUCAAGUUCCGCAUCCUGGCCGAGAACAUAUACGGCAUCAGCAGUCCGGGACCUGAGUCCGAGCUGGUGGUCACCAGAGAGCCGAUCCCAGCCAUUGACUAUGAUAAUCUAUAUGAUGCUGACUUCACCGGAACCCCAGUUGAUGUGAGCAGAAUCCGGGGAGACAUCCUCAGCAAGUACAUCAUCUGUGAGGAACUCGGAAGAGGUGCAUUCGGUGUUGUCCAUCGUGCCAUUGAGCGAGCCACUGGCAAGAACUGGGCCGCCAAGUUCAUCCGCUGUCGUCCCCAUGAGAAGGAGACAGUACGGCAUGAGAUCGACAUCAUGAACCGCCUCCAUCACAAGAAGCUGCUGCAACUCCACGAGGCCUUCGACCAGCCUGGCGAGAUGGUCAUGAUCCUGGAACUUCUGAGUGGUGGCGAGCUCUUUGACCGCCUGGUCCAGCAGCAGUAUGACUUGACAGAGGAAGACUGCAUCACCUACAUGCGACAGAUCUGCCAGGGUGUGCAGCACAUGCACGGCAACAACAUCAUCCACCUCGACCUCAAGCCCGAGAACGUGAUGUGUGUGACCAAGGAGAGCAAGGACAUAAAACUCAUUGACUUUGGCUUGGCUCAGCGCCUUGAGGAGGGCAAGUCUGUCAAGGUUCUGUUUGGAACAGCCGAGUUCUGUGCACCUGAGAUCAUCAGCUUUGAACCUGUGUCAUUCGCAACAGACAUGUGGUCACUUGGAGUGGUCUCAUAUGUCCUACUGAGUGGCUACUCGCCAUUUGCUGGGGAGAAUGACCAGGAGACCUUUGUGUACAUCAACCGGGCAGAGUUCGACUAUGAUGACGAGGCCUGGGCACCUGUAUCAGAGGAGGCUCGGGACUUCAUCAACAAACUCCUUUUGAAGGACAAGAAACAGAGGAUGACUAUCGACGAGGCUCUGGCUCAUCCUUGGCUGAAUCCCCGACCCAAGACUGACCUUGACCUUGAUGUCACAGAUGGGUCUGCAGAGAAGAAGUUGAAGGGGGUGAAGCUGUGCCGCCAAGGCCACAAAGACUAUCGGGACAGGACCAGACACAAGGAGGACGAGCUGGACAUUCUCCCCAUCGGCCGCCUGUCUCGGGACAGUGCUGUCUUCAGGAAGGAGGGCGAGCUCGGAAUAUUGGCCCGCAACCUUGUCAUGGAACUGCCGGAACAUGCUCCUGUUGUGUAUGAAGAGCUGGAUGAUGUCACAGGUUACGAGGGGUCAAGGACACAGUUGGCAUGCAAAAUCAUUGGAAAACCACCAGCAGAAAUCAUGUGGUUGAAAGAUGGCGAAGAAGUCAUCCCAAGUCCACGUGCCAAAGCCACAUACAAAGAUGGCAUGGCAACACUUGAUCUCAAAGACCUUGAACCCGAAGAUGGAGGAAAAUAUACCUGCCGUGCUACCAACAGCUUUGGAGACAUUGAAACCACAGCCAAUCUCAAAGUUGAAGAAGUGCGUCACCGGAGAAGAAAGAAGGCUGAAGAGGCCAAACUUAAACAACCCAAGAAGGAAGUUCCAGAAAUUGAGGCAGACAUCCCACCAGAGUUCACACUGCCUCUGAUCGACCAACUGGCACCAGUGGGAGACUCCAUUGAGCUGACUGUCACAGUUACAUCCCGACCUGAAGCCGAGGUAGACUUCUAUCAUGGAGAUGAGAAGGUGUCAGCUGGAGGCCGCUUCAAACUGAAACAUGACAAGGAUGUGUACAGCCUCAUCAUCAGCAAUCUCACACUGGAGGAUGCAGGAGAAUGGAGCUGCCAAGCUGCAAAUACUUUUGGCAAAACACAGUGCUCAUGUGAUGUCAAAGUACUGGACUCGGUGCCAGAAGGCUCCAAGAAGCCUUGGUUCACACAGGGUCUGGAGGCAAUGACCAUCACUGAUGGCAGCAAAGCAGAGCUGAGAUGUAUCGUCACUGGACUGCCACAACCAGAUAUUGAAUGGUACAAGGACCGACAGAGGAUCGAGGCAAGUCGCCACUACGAGAUGAUCCAGGAAGAUGACAACACUCACAUUCUGGUUAUUGAUGGCGCCACCAAAGACGACACGGGGUCAUACAUGUGUCGUGCUGUCAAUGAAGCCGGAUGUGCUUCUACAGAGGCCAGAAUCCGUGUACAGAAAGUGUCUGAUCAAGUUAUCCAGAGAGAAGACACCACCAGAGUGACCGCAGCUCCGACCAAACAAUACCGAUUCCAGAUGGCACCAGACUUCACUGUGAAGCUCCGGAACAAGUCUGUCCCGGAGAACAGCCAUGUGAGACUGGCCUGCUCCGUCACUGGCAUCCCUGACCCCACCAUCAAGUGGUACAAGGAUGGCCAGGACAUCACCAACAUGGCCAGAUACACCAUCUUGAACAACUACGGCCUGCUGUCUUUGGAGAUCCUGAGGACGGCAACAUCCGACAGCGGCUGCUACACCUGCGAAGCCUCCAACUGUGAAGGCACUGUCACCUGCAGCGCAAGUCUUGAUGUGCAAUGCCUGGAUCGGUUAUCCCCUGAAUUUGAUGAGCGUCCCCGUUUCCUGAACCCCCUGGGUGACAUCUGCAUCAGGGAGGGACAGGAUGCUGUGUUUGAGUGCACCGCCACUGGCAAACCAUCACCCUCAUUCAAAUGGCAAAAGGAUGUGAGAGAAGUCUUCGGCAGCUCCAGAAUCAGCAUCGAUUCAGACGAGGAUGGCAAGGCUCGCCUUGUGGUGAAGAAUGCCCGUCUCUCUGAUUCAGGACUCUAUGUAUGUGUGGCCUACAGUCAGGCUGGCCGCUGCAAGUGCUCUGGGUCACUCAGAGUCAUUGAAAAAUCUCCCUCACCACCAUCGCAGGAUGAGUUGAUGCGUCUUGGCUACGGCCCUGAUGUAGAGUUCAACCCCCUGCAUCGUAUCACAGAGCCUGGACGGCCACCCUACUUCUCCAUCAUGCUACCCAGACAGGUAGAAGUUGUGGAAGGUCAGAAACUCCGUCUUGACUGUGCCGUUGAGGGAUUCCCCACACCAGUCGUAACCUGGCACAAGAAUGUCCGUGAACUGACAUAUGGCGAGCGGCACCGCAUCAUGAUGUGCGCAACGCUGCACACGAUGGAGAUGGCAUCUGUCAUGACCAUCGAUUCCGGAGAAUACAUCGUCCGGGCAACAAACGUCUUUGGUUCCGUUGAAACAUCCUGCCAUGUCAAGGUUAAUCUCAGAGAUCCAGAAAGUGAUGAAUACGUGGAGCCUCUCUACACACCCAGGGAUCGUGCACCUGUUGAACUCCGAAGAGAUGGGACCAGCAAACCACCACAAGCACCAUUCUUCAUCAAGCACCUGCCACCAAGGAUCGACGUCAUGGAGGGUGUGGAUGUCCAGCUGGACUGCAUCCUCCGUGGCGGCAUUGACCUCGUACAGUACUCCGAUGAAGGUGCAGACCAGGCCAAGAAAGAUCUGGAAGAAGAGGGCUUUGUUGGAGGAUUUGUUGACAUGGGCAGACUCCCAGCCCCAUCAUCUCCCCAGGUCUCUGCUGAAACAGGAAGUCCUCCUGUGUUUGAGAAGAAACUGACCGAUGUCCAAGCACCAGUUGACAGCCUUGUGAACCUUGUGGUCUCCGUGAUUGAUGACCCUGUGGCCGAUAUCACGUGGUUCAAGGACGGGAAGGAAAUCAAACAAGGAGACAAAUAUGAAAUUUUCUUCGAUGCUGGAUGCCACAACCUAGAAAUCUACGACACCGAGGUCUCAGACAGCGGAGUGUACAAAUGCGUUGCAGUCAAUGCCCUUGGCUCCGCAGCUUGUCAAUGCACAGUUACUAUUCAAGAUUCUGACGAUGUCAAAGUUACAACGUCCCUUCCUGCUGAUGAUUCGGGGAAGGAGGCACCCAACUUCACAACGACCCCCAGUGACCUGACCCUCCCAGCUGGUAGCGAGGCUGUGUUUGAGUGCAGUGUCACUGGCAAACCCACCCCAGAGGUUGCAUGGUUGAAGGAUGGGAAACCUGUAACUCCCAAUGACUGUCUGAGGAUUGUUGCCAAGGGAAACAAGCACCAGUUGAGAAUAUCUGCCAUCGUGAAGUCUGAUGAAGGACAAUAUGUCGCCACAGCAACAUCAGAGGCAGGCACCAAGUCUUGUGCUGCUAGACUCACCAUACAAGUUCUGGCCACCAAGUUUGCUGCAGAGUUGCCAGCAGAAGUCUCUGCCUCGAAGGGGGAAAGUGCCACCCUGACCUGUAGCACACCCCCAGGGGUCAAGGACGUUCACUGGGAACUCAAUGGCAAAAAGGUAAACAAAAGCCACCAGGCUGUGAUGACCUCUGAACCUGAUGGGACUCAAUCCCUUGAGUUGAAGAACCUGAUCAAAUCAAACUUUGGAACAUACUCCUGUGUAGCCAAGAUGGCUGACAAGACAACUCUCACCACAAAAACCAAGCUGGUGUUGGAAGAAGUUGUUGAAAUGGAGGAAGACAUGAGGAAACCCAAGUUUGUGAAGACCCUCAUGGAUGUGUCCUGUCAUGAUGGCGACAUGGUAAACUUGGAGUGCCAAGUCCGUGGCGACCCCCGACCUCAGAUCACAUGGUACAGAGAUGGCGAAGAAAUACCCGACACUCAGGAUUUCCAAAUGAGCAUGAUCGGAACCACCUGUAAACUGUGUAUUGUUGAAGUCUUCCCUGAAGAUGAAGGCAAAUAUGUGUGCAAAGCCGUCAACAGUGCAGGGGAGGCAACUACAUCAUGCAUAGUGUUCGUUGAAGACAUCAAUGACAUGUCCAACAACUCCGAGUCCAAUGCCUCCUCGCUCAACCACGGUAACCGGAAUCGUGACCCCAGUACAGGGGCGCUGGAGUUCCGCAUUGAUCUCAACAACAGAGUUGCCUCAUCUGAGACUGGAGGAAAACAGAAGGUGCAACCUGGGGAAGUGGAAUUUGCCCCUGAAUUUGGUGUCAAACCCAGGAGACAGUUUGUAGAUGAAAAUCAACCUGCCAAGUUCAAGAUUAGCUGUGAAGGUCUACCAAAACCAGAGGUUUCCUGGACCAAAGAAGGAAAACUACUGAAAAAUGAUUCCAAAACAAAAAUGUAUGAAGAGGAUGAUUACAACAUCCUAGAGAUCCAGGACGUCACUGUGUGGGACAAGGGCAUGUACACCUGUAUCCUGGCCAACAAACUCGGCACACUGGAAGCUACCGCGGAACUCAGUGUGUUUGAGAAGCCAAAAUCCUCAUCAAAGAAGCCUGUUGGUCCAACUGUUGUUGCACCUCUGACCGAUUCCACCACUGCAGAAGGCGAAAAGCGAUUUGUUCUUGACUGCAGCUUUGCAGAUGCCACCGACUGUUCCAUCACAUGGUUCAAGGAUGGUGAGGAGAUAAAGCCGGGUCGCGAGUUCCGGGCUCGGUUUGAUGGCAGAGUUGCCUCCCUUACCAUCUCCCGCGUCAUCGAGGAAGAUGUUGGCAAAUAUGAAUGUGUAGCAUCUGGACCCACAGGCUUAGAAGCCAAGACAAACUGUUACCUCAAAGUUGAAGUUUCCAACGAAAAACGUGAACCUCCAGUGUUUGUGCGAGAACUGCGUGACAUGGAGGUCGACAAUGGAGACAAAGUUGAGCUGGUUGUGGAGGUCAAAGGCAGUGAACCAAUCGAUGUGUUCUGGAUACAUAAUAACAGGGAGGUAACUCCGCAAGACACGGAGUGCCAGCUGAUAAGGAACGGCAAUAUUCAUAAACUCGUUAUUCCCCAAGUGUGUCAGCAAGACGCUGGGGAGUAUGUCUGCGAGGCAUACAGUGAUUAUGGUGAUACCGACACGUUUUGUAGACUUAAUGUUCGAGACGUAGAGCUCCCCGCCCCUCCCGAAUUUGUCUCGAGUCCCCGUCUUUUAACAACAGAAGAGGGCUCAAGUACAAUGUACACGUGUAGGGUGAAAGGUCACCCAGUACCCCACGUCUCUUGGGAGAAAGAUGGCAUAGCCAUCAAGGAAAAUAGCCAUUUCAAGAUAUCAAUGCAAGGAGAUGAACAUAUUCUGGAGAUACUAAACACGGCUAAGACAGACGCAGGAAACUUCACCUGUCGUCUAUGCAACUCAAAUGGGGAAGUGUCCAACACUGCCACACUUGUAGUCAAAGAGAAAACAGAUUUUAGAUCUGUCCUUAAAACAAGACCAACUCUUGGAAAACUUGGAAAACAAAACAGCACAGAUUCUGAAAAGUCAGAUAAAGAGAAUGAUCUACAAUUCCGUCAUGUAUUACGCAAGAGUGAUCGAUCAACACCACCUGGUGGCUAUGAUGACAAACGUUCACGUUCUGGGGUACAGCAAGUUGACUUUCGCAAUGUCCUCAAGCACAAAACAAGCAAACCUGAUUCAGUAUUAGCGCCAAAAUCAAAAUCAUUUGAACCUGUGAGAGAAACAGCGACUCUGAAGUCAAGAGAAGCUUAUAAACAAAACAGAGACUGGAACAAGACAACUACUGUGAAGACAGAAACAAUCUCUGUAAAAAGUGUCUCCAAAUCAAAAUUAUAUGACUCUCCCAAAAUAGAGACCAAUAAGUUUGAAAAAAGUUCAAAUGUUAGUUUAAAGAAAUCUCCCCCUCAGGAAGAUGCUGCUCUGAAAAGUAAGCUAAAUAAGUUUGAGCAGAUGUCCAGUCAUGAAGAGUCACCCUCAGGAUCUUUUGUCAAAAGUCACACCAAACAGGGAUCUCUACAAGGAAGAUUAGAUAAAUUUGAAAAGAAUAAACUUCAAGAUGAAGUGAAAACCAAAGUUCAAACAACACUACCUACCUCCCAAACACCUGAUAAAUCAGUGUUAGGAAAACUUAACAAAUUUGAAAAACUUUCAAGCGGUGAACAUACAUCUGCUAAGAAGAAAACACCCCCACCUACACAAGCCCCCAAACCCCGAGGAAAUGUAUUGGACAAAUAUUCCUUCAAGGAGAGGACAUCGCCAAGUCAAAACUUGCAAAACGGUAAAUCAGAUGUAAAGCAGGAAGAUCUAGCAUCUAAAAACAAAAUGACAGAAAAAACUGUGAAAUCUCGCAAGGAGAAAUUUGAGCUUUCUCCUGAUACUGCACCACCAGAGAAAACAAAGCAAUCAAAAUUAGAAAAAAGCAACAAAUUUGAAAGUUCCCCAGAACAAACAUGGAGGUCAAGACCAGAAGGAGAACCUCUGUCUGUGUUGACAACAAGACACUCAGACAUUGUUCAACAACCUCCACAAGUCCAACGCCAGUUGGCAGACCAACGUGUUCGUUAUGGCCACCAGGUGGUGCUGGAGUGUGAGAUAUCUGGAGGAUCUGUUGACUGGAGUGUCAAUGGUAAAGCAAUUCGGUGUUCCAAGUUUUUCAAGAUGGCAGUGACACCUGAAAAUGUCGCAACUCUGAUGAUCGCAGAAGCAUACUCUGAAGACGAGGGAGAAUAUAUUUGCACCGCCACCAACAAGUUUGGAACAGCUUCUACAUCAUGCAGGCUGUUUGUGGAGGCAUCCAGUUCCCUCUCUUCACGCUCUGACAUCGAGGGUGCCGUGACGAUACCUGCUCGUCUUCUGACUAUCACUCCCUCUUCAGUGGCUGUGACCAGAGGUCAGAAGGUCGUCGUCGAGGCAACUUUCAAUGGAGAGCCCAAACCGGAAGUGAGGUGGUUCAAAGGGAGAGAUGAAAUUCUGAAAGACAGGAGAAUCCAGCUAGAAAGUACCGGCAACCACAGUGUCCUGACAAUCAACAAAGCAACACCGGAGGAUGCCGGCAGAUACAUGAUCGCUAUUGAGAACCAUGCUGGCAAGGAUUCUCUCUGUGCCUCAGUCAGCAUAGAAGAUGUCCCCGAACCACCCGGCAAACCCCAGGCUAACGACAUCCUGCGAACAUCAGUGGUAUUGUGGUGGUGUGGCGCCCCCUAUGAUGGGGGCUCUCAGAUCACCCAUUACAAAGUCCAGUUGAAGAAAGUUGGAGACUCUAACUGGACGACUCUCACCUCGGGUUGCAAGAACACCUUCUAUCAAGUGGACAAUCUAGAAGAGAAGACUGCCUAUUAUUUCCGUGUGUACGCUGCCAACAAACAUGGACACAGCAGCCCGGGGGAGAUGUCUGACAAGGUCUUCACGUCCAACAGGAAAAUCUCCCUGGAUUAUGAAUCUGAUGGCGCACCUGAAGUAUUCUCACCUGUGGAAACCAAGUUCAAAGACGAACUUCCAUUUGAGCCUAGAGAAGUGAAAGUGGAACCAUCAAGGAAGUUUGAAGAUGAGUAUGAGAUCAUGCACGAAGUUGGGAAAGGCAAGUUCGGCAACGUGUACAAGUGUAAAUCCAAAGAAAGUGGCAAAAUCUGGGCAGCGAAGAUUUUGAAAUGUCGAGAAAAAGAAAAGGCCAACAUUCGUCAUGAGAUAGAAAUCAUGAAUGAUCUGGCGCAUCCCAAACUUAUGAUGAUCUGGGACGCCUUUGAGGCUCAACGUAGUAUGACUCUUGUCAUGGAAUUCGUUGGUGGUGGCGAGUUGUUCGAACGUGUGAUCAGCGAUGAUUUUGAGCUGACAGAGGGCGACUGCGUCCACUUCAUGCGUCAGACAUGCGAUGGCGUAGGCUAUAUGCACAAUAACGGCAUCCUUCACCUUGACCUUAAACCCGAGAACAUCCUAUGUAUCUCGGACAAAACUAACCAGAUCAAGAUCAUUGAUUUCGGCCUUGCCAGACGGUAUGAGGAUGGCAAGAGCGUCAAAGUUCUUUUCGGGACGCCCGAAUUCAUCGCCCCGGAAGUUAUCAACUACGAUGAGAUCAGCUUUGCCACCGACAUGUGGAGCCUUGGUGUCAUUUGUUACCUCCUAUUAUCAGGCUUAUCUCCCUUCCUGGGGGAUAACGACGCAGAGACGUUAGCAAAUGUUACCCGGGGCGAGUUCGACUUUGAUGACGAGUCAUUCGAUGACAUUACUGAUAAUGCCAAAGAUUUCAUUACGCGUUUGAUGAUCAAAAACAAAGACAAACGCUAUCUGAUUAAGAAAGCCGAACAACAUGUAUGGCUUUCCCAGGAUGAGCGACGAAUCAGAAGUAAACGUCUCAAUACUGAGAGGCUAAAGCGAUUUAUGUUGAGAAGAAAAUGGCAGGUUUGUGACGAUAUGGAUGACAUCGAUGCCAUGAUAGAAACCCCCAAGGAUACCAUUCAACAGACAACCCAAGGUACCCUUUCUUUUACCAAGGAGGUAUCUAAAGAACAAAGGGAGACAACCACAUCUGAUGACGCUCCUGACUUGAAGCAAAAGAAGAAAACCUGCCCCGAUCACAACGGGAACGUUGCAAUAUCAAAACAAAAUGGAUAUAACGAUGCUGAUAAUACUACCGAUGGCGGCACUUCACCCAAUUUUAUCAAGGAAAUGUUAGACUGUGAAGCCUUUACUGGUGAUGUAAUCCGCUUCGACGUACGGGUUGCAGGCAGCCCAGAACCUGAAUUUCAUUGGUUGCAUGAAGACGAAGAGGUUCAAGAAGAUAGGCGGCAUAUUGUAGAUGUUAGUGACAAUGGACAAUGUUCGUUAAUCAUUCGCAACGUAACGGAGGCAGACGAGGGGGAGUACAGCUGUGUCGCAGUGAAUGAUAAUGGUGAAGCAUCAUGCUCUGCAGAACUUAUCAUCUGCAGCAUUGGUGCAAUAUGAUUGGUGAAAAAUUCCAAAUAUGCUUUCCAUUGGUAAAUGUUGCCAUUUAUGACAUCAACCGAUUGAGACUUUUCACUGCUGUGAGAUUUGAGUUUAGGGUGGGUGUUAUGGCUGAAAGUUAUUUUUGUUUGACCAGCUGAGAUGUGAUCAGCCAUGUUGAAAAAUGUCCUCCCCCAUGUCCUCCAUUGUCCAUCUAACCCAAUGCAUUUUUGCAACCAGACUGACUUAUUGUUCAUUAUCUGGCUCUAGUGACAGAUCCAUUCUGUGGGCUCCUCCAAUCAGAAUGGAGAACACAGAAUGUACCUGUGAUAUAAGCCAAUGAAAAUGAUGAACACGUAUUAAAGUGGUGCUGAUCCUGUGACGUCAUGAUAUUAUGUAUGUAUACUACACAGAGUGUCUAUACCUGUUUUUAUUAUUAUUUUUAAAAAUGUACUUUUCAGUUGUCUGUCAGUGUAGAUAGAUCUACCUGGUUUAUGUACAGUGUAAGGCUAUGUUUGUCCAUCAGCGCCCAAGAUUUUCUUGGAUAUGGACAAUCUCUCCACAUUUUUUUCAAUUUUGUUUCUUUCUUCAAUGUUUUUUUUUUUAUUUAAAUUAUCUUAAAAUGUGUGGAGUCUUGUCCAAAUCCAUUUUUCGAUGACCCUCUUUCUGCCCUGAUGAGCGUUGAUGGAUGAACAUGAUUUGUUGAAUCAGAGACUGUUAGUCAUAAUACUGCUAUUGUAUAUUUGAUGUAGAUAAAGGAACACUGUUGCAAGACUGUACAGAUGCUCAGGAUGAACAUACUUGGAGGUAUUUAUGUGAUAAUUAUGUGCUGGUGAAACAGUCUUUACCCAUUGGGCUUACACUAGCAUUCAACGGAGACUUACACCAUAGAUAGUUCAGUAUAGUGAGAGUGUGCAUCCAUACACUGUACAUGAACUUUGCUCAAUAAAAUAUCCAAAUAAA